AUGAAUUACUUUGUGCUUAUCCGCACCAUCUAUAAUCAGGCCAUUGCCGCCAAGCUAGCCGACCGUAACGGCUACCCUUUCGGCAAGGAAGGUAUCAGCAUUAAAUUCCCCGGCUCGAUCAAGAUCGGCCUGUCCAUGGAAGAUGUAAAAAAGCUUGAAACACUUGAUCUGUCGGAUAACGAGUUUCACAACCACGCUCGGAAUAUUUGGCUGCUGUCUUUCUAUUUUGCAGGCGUCCGGGCUGGUGAUAGUUUGUUGCUGAAAUGGUCAGAUUUUCAGAAUGACCGCCUGUAUUACAGCAUGAACAAGAAUGAUAAGGCUGGUAGUCUUAAACUGCCUGAAAAGGCGGUUGCUAUCCUAAACCAAUACAAGGGUAAGGAAACCAAGCACGAUCUGAUUUUUCCUGAACUGACUAUUUUAGACAGGCUGGAUGAUCUUUAUGAGGUGCAGCGCAAGACCUCGUAUGCCGUGAAAAAACUGGAUAAGGCUUUAAAAGAAAUUGCCGUGAAAGCGGAAAUCACUACGCCGCUGACGAUGCAUAUUUCCCGACAUACAUUUGGCAAUAUCUCCGGUGAUAAAAUUCCGGUGCAAAUGCUGCAAAAGCUUUAUCGGCAUUCCUCCAUUACCACUACAAUUGGAUAUCAGGCCAAUUUUAUUCAUCAAGAUACUGACGAUGCUUUAAAUGCUGUAAUUAAUAUUAGAUAG
Ostertagia ostertagi is the source of this 705-nucleotide messenger RNA. Lineage: Eukaryota; Metazoa; Nematoda; Chromadorea; Rhabditida; Trichostrongylidae. The record is from the annotation of a GenBank genome assembly.